Molecule: messenger RNA, 1317 nt
Organism: Symbiodinium sp. CCMP2592
Lineage: Eukaryota; Dinophyceae; Suessiales; Symbiodiniaceae
Source: the annotation of a GenBank genome assembly
AUGGGCCAUCCAUUGUCGCUUCACCUUGCAUGGAUGCCGUGGGCACUUGGAUACACGAUCGCGACUGCAUCUUGGAAGCUGAACGGGCGGAGACAGUCCGAGGGUGCAUCUGCCUACAUUGCGAACAUGCUUUCCAAAAAUGGUGACGACUUGGUUGUGUAUUUUGAGAUGGACACAACGUUGACUUCAUUCAACUGGGCACGAAUUGCAGACAACUUGCGGUUGCGAAGGUAUACGUGCAACAUCGGCAAAGGACACUCACCAGCGGUGCCAUACAGCAGGCCGAACAAAGUCGUUCUGUUCCAGUCUAUUCGAUUGACCAUUAAUGGAAAGGCAGCUGUGGUGAUGAUAAUUGGGGUGAAUUUCGACACCCAUGAUGAGCACAAAGCAGAGCAGGUUGACCAACUGUUCCGGGAGAUUCGCCGGCAACAAGCCGUCGCGUCUCGAGACGGCCUUGUGUUCCAAGCCAUUCUAUUGGGUGAUAUAAACGAUCGAAUCGUUCUCAAAGCAGAUGCUCGCCUUGACGUGGAAAUCUCCCACAUGCGUCACUGGGUGCACUCGCAAAAGGUCGCAGCUCUGACCAACAGGAGCCAAGCUAUUCUUCGUCAUCUUCUGGUAACAAAUCAUGGAAGGCGAGAGUUGCUGUCGUGGGAUGUGAAGUACUUUGACGGCCAGGCAGUCGGCGGUGUGACUCUCGAUCAUCCGUCACGAAAGUUUUGCGACAGCUUUUUCUUGCAGACAGACUGGUGGAGAGAGCAUCAGCUUGAGCCUUCACCCGUGACGUAUAAGUACACACCCUGGGACCAGCUAGUGUCGUCCGACAUCGUAGAUGACAUUGAGCGUGCCAGCAGCGAUGGCAAGCUGAACGCUAGCCACAGCGGGUGGGCUGUGAGCUUCACAGAACUUGAAACGGCACUGAGGGCUAAGGGUCGAACAGUAAAGAGCCUUGAUCCGACCAGCAUGCCUUCGUUUUUCAUGAUGACUGAUCACAUUCCCAAGACAAGGUUGCAAGUAGAAGAUGCCCAGACCUAUCUGAACUUGAACCUCCGAAAGGAUCCUGUUUACUUGGCUUUUGGGUGGCUGGACUCUGUCGGUUUUCUCCGACCGAAAUCUGUGGGAGACCUCGGUUUCGACAUGCCCGUAUUCCUGGACUUCACGACGGAUUUUGGAGUUCGAGGAGAUGACCAUGCACUAACUCACGCGCGGUUGCAGCUGACAGCUGCGGGUGCUGAUGCGAAAAGCCUUCCCAUUUGGCCCUUGCUGAGUGGGGCAUCUGCAGUUAGCCUGCUGGUUUGUCGCAGGCGCUGCAGGCGAUAA